Messenger RNA from Telopea speciosissima, 927 nucleotides. Its product is annotated as purine-uracil permease NCS1-like. Gene Ontology annotation, biological process: transmembrane transport; nucleobase transport. Lineage: Eukaryota; Viridiplantae; Streptophyta; Magnoliopsida; Proteales; Proteaceae. The coding region runs from base 10 to 927 and encodes 305 amino acids. The transcript has a single exon. The record is from RefSeq and is a predicted model, not a curated record. Gene Ontology annotation, molecular function: nucleobase transmembrane transporter activity. Gene Ontology annotation, cellular component: plasma membrane.
AUCUCGACCAUGGUUUCGAAUUGCCUUCGUCUCCGUCUCAAUCUGCAUCCCCACCUCGCCCCCAUCUCUGCAGACAAAUCACAGCCAAGGAAUUCUUCUAUUCUCACCAAUCAUUUCUUAACUACAAAUCUAACCGUCAGUGCCACCCAUUAUCAACACCACCACUUGCACUUACUCCAUAGUAGAAGAGGUAGAAGAAGAAGAUGCUCUCCUCCAGUGAUGGCGUCAAACCAAGAUUCACUUUACUAUGACAGGGACGCAGCAGGCCUUGCCAAUGACGAUCUCAAGCCGAUGACGCCGGAACAGAGGACUUUCUCCGGGUUGGAGAUGGCCAGCCUCUGGGUGGGGCUGGUGGUGGGAGUCCCAACUUAUUAUCUAGCCGGCAGCCUUGUGGAUCUUGGCAUGGCCUGGUGGCAGGGCAUCGCCACCGUCGUCGCCGCCAACGUAAUCUUAUUAGUCCCGUUGAUCCUCACAGGGCACCCUGAGACUCGCUAUGGCAUCUCUUUUCCAGCGCUCGCCCGCUUUGCUUUCGGGAUUAGAGGUGCCCAUGUCCCCACUCUCCUGCGUGCUUUGGUUGGCUGUGGUUGGUUUGGCAUCGAAACCUGGAUCGACGGUGAAGCCGUCUUCCUCCUCCUACCCUCCUCCCUUAAGCAUGCUUCUUUUGCUCGUUCCCUCCCAUGGCUGGGCACCUCCCCUCUUGAGUUCUCCUGCUUCCUUGUCUUCUGGAUGGCCGAGAUGGCCAUCAUAUGGAAAGGUAUUGAUGGGAUUUGGGAGGGAAAUGAAAAUGGAGGUAAUGAACCGACUACCCUCCUCCUUUUGCCUUUCCCCAUAUGUGUUCCUUAUUCUGGUUCUAGGUUUCGAAAAACUAUCGCAAAAUUAGUGUUCGAUUCCAAAGAAAUCUGCAGGGGUCUCUCCCAGUUGAAAUAG